UCCUCUCCUUUGUAUUUUCCUGUAUCUCUCUGGAUUUUCUCUUCAUGGAACCAUUAUAUCAAUAUCAUAGGGAAAAGAAAAGAGAGGGAGGAGUACGUGGCCACCUUCAAAGGUUCGGAGUAUUUCUGUUACGACCUGUCUCCGAACCCCAUCCAGAGCAGCAGCGACGAGAUCACGCUCUCCUUCAAGACCCUUCAGCGCAACGGACUGAUGCUCCACACCGGGAAGUCGGCAGACUACGUCAACCUGGCACUGAAGAAUGGCGCGGUCUCGUUGGUCAUCAACCUGGGCUCUGGGGCCUUCGAGGCCCUGGUGGAGCCCGUCAAUGGGAAAUUUAAUGACAAUGCCUGGCAUGAUGUUAAGGUUACCAGGAACCUUCGUCAGCACUCAGGCAUUGGACACGCUAUGGUUACAAUAUCCGUGGAUGGAAUUCUGACCACCACUGGAUAUACUCAAGAGGACUACACCAUGCUGGGCUCUGAUGACUUUUUCUAUGUUGGGGGGAGUCCCAGCACUGCAGAUUUGCCCGGAUCCCCUGUUAGCAACAACUUUAUGGGAUGCCUGAAAGAGGUUGUGUACAAGAACAAUGAUGUAAGACUCGAGCUGUCUCGGCUAGCCAAGCUAGGCGACCCCAAGAUGAAGGUGAGCGGUGUGGUGGCCUUCAAGUGCGAGAACGUUGCCACGCUGGACCCCGUCACUUUCGAGACGCCCGAGUCAUUCAUUACCCUUGACAAGUGGACAGCCAAAAAAGCUGGUUCCAUCUCCUUCGACUUCCGCACCACCGAGCCCAAUGGCCUGCUCCUCUUCAGUCACGGAAAACCCAAGCAGCAGCAGCAGAAAGACCCCAAGAGCCCCAAGACAUUGAAGGUGGAUUUCUUCGCCAUAGAGAUGCUGGAUGGUCACCUGUACCUUCUGCUUGACAUGGGCUCGGGCACAACAAAAACCCGUUCUGUCAACAAAAAGGUCAACGAUGGCGAAUGGUACCACGUUGACUUUCAGAGGGAUGGAAGAUCAGGCACCAUCUCGGUCAACUCGAUCCGUACUCCCUACAAUGCUCCCGGUGAGAGCGAGAUCCUGGACUUGGAUGACAAACUCUACCUGGGAGGCCUGCCAGAGGAUCGCGCUGGGCUGAUCUUCCCCACGGAGGUCUGGACCGCUCUGCUGAACUACGGUUAUGUGGGCUGCGUGCGAGAUCUGUUCAUGGACGGCCAGAGCAAAGACAUCCGGCGGUUAGCGGAGGCCCAGAGGGCGGUUGGGGUGAAGCCGUCCUGUUCUAAGGAACCACCAAAGCAGUGCCUGAGCAACCCCUGUCUUAACAGUGCCACUUGCAGGGAGGGCUGGAACCGUUAUGUGUGUGACUGCUCUGGGACGGGCUAUUUGGGCCGCUCUUGUGAGAGAGAUGCCACUAUCCUCAGUUAUGAUGGCAGUAAGUUUAUGAAGAUCCAGUUACCAGUGGUGAUGCACACAGAGGCAGAGGAUGUGUCGCUACGGUUUCGUUCCCAGCGUGCCUACGGUGUUCUCAUGGCAACCACCUCCCGCAACUCUGCUGACACUUUGAGACUGGAGCUGGAUGGAGGGCGUGUCCGACUCACCGUCAAUCUAGACUGUAUCAGGAUUAACUGUACUACCAGUAAAGGUCCAGAGACCAUAUUUGCGGGCCAGAACUUGAAUGACAAUGAAUGGCACACGGUUCGUGUGGUCAGAAGAGGCAAAAGCCUGAAGCUUACAGUGGAUGAUCUGCAGCCCUCUGAAGGUCAAAUCACUGGGGACCACACGCAGCUGGAAUUCCACAAUGUGGAAACGGGCAUUGUUACAGAAAAGCGUUACAUGCCCGCAGUGCCCUCCAACUUCAUUGGACACCUGCAGGGUUUGUCCUUCAAUGGCAUGUCCUACAUUGACCUGUGCAAAAAUGGAGACAUUGACUACUGCGAAUUGAACGCAAUGAUCGGCUACAGGAGCAUUGUGGCAGACCCGGUGACCUUCAAGUCACGCUCUAGCUACGUGACCUUGCCCACCCUGCAGGCCUACUACUCCAUGCACCUGUUUUUCCAGUUUAAAACCACCUCACCAGAUGGGCUCAUCCUCUACAACCGUGGAGAUGGCAAUGACUUCAUAGUGGUGGAGCUGGUGAAAGGGUAUCUCCAUUAUGUGUCAGACCUGGGAAAUGGAGCUCAUCUCAUUAAAGGAAACUCCAACACACCUCUGAAUGACAACCACUGGCACAAUGUAAUGAUCUCACGGGACACAAACAACCUCCAUACUGUCAAAAUAGACACCAAAAUCACCACGCAGACUACCACGGGAGCCAAGAAUCUGGAUUUGAAAGGUGAUCUGUUUGUAGGGGGUGUGGCCAAAGAUAUGUACAAGGACCUGCCUAAGCUAGUGCACUCUAAAGAAGGCUUCCAGGGCUGCUUAGCAUCCAUGGAUCUGAACGGCCGUCUACCUGACCUGCUGUCAGACGCGCUGGCCAACGCUGAUCAAGUGGAGAGAGGCUGUGAAGGUGAGGAAAACGGCCCCAGCACUACCUGUCAAGAGGACUCCUGCUCCAAUCAGGGCGUGUGUCUGCAGCAGUGGGAGGGGUUUAGUUGCGACUGCAGCAUGACAUCAUUUGGAGGGCCGCUGUGCAACGACCCGGGAACUACAUACAUAUUUGGACGUGAUGGAGGGCUUAUUGUGUACACAUGGCCGCCCAAUGACAGACCAAGCACGCGAGCAGACCGGCUGGCUGUCGGCUUCAGCACUCAGCAGAAGGACGCCGUCCUGGUUAGGGUGGACAGCUCCUCUGGUCUGGGAGACUACCUACAGCUUCAGAUUGAGAAAGGCAAUGUCAAAGUGGUGUUCAAUGUGGGCACCGAUGACAUAAACAUUGAAGAAACUGCAAAGUUUGUAAAUGAUGGAAAGUACCACAUAAUUCGCUUUACCAGGAGUGGCGGUAAUGCCACUUUGCAGGUGGAUGAUCUGCCAGUCAUAGAGCGGUACCCAACAGGCAACAUUGAUAACGAACGCCUGGCGAUUGCUAGACAGCGAAUCCCAUAUCGGCUUGGUCGAGUAGUUGACGAAUGGCUACUCGACAAAGGUCGGCAACUCACCAUCUUCAACAGUCAGACCACCAUAAAGAUCGGAGGUUGGGAAAAGGGCAGCCGGCCUUUCCAGGGUCAGCUCUCGGGGCUUUACUACAAUGGCCUAAAAGUGCUCAACAUGGCUGCAGAGGGCGACCCCAACGUGCGCGUGGAGGGUAGUGCCCGGCUGGUGGGAGACAUGCCCUCGUCUUCUAUUACGCCCCAGUCCAGUGCCUCAGCCACGAGCAACCGCUCUGAGACGUCGCCCUCCAUCACCGACAUCACGACUACGACUGCGUCCAACCGCCAGGGCAAGCAGACGACAACACCUCUGGAUGACCUUCUGGUGGCAUCAGCAGAGUGUCCCAGCGAUGAUGAGGAUAUUGACCCUUGCGACCCAAGUUCAGGUGGGUUAGCUCACCCUCCGCCACCCGAAGCGAAGGGUUACCCUAGCCCGGAGGUGAUCCGGGAAUCCAGCAGCACCACAGGUAUGGUCGUGGGCAUCGUCGCGGCCGCCGCCCUGUGCAUAUUAAUCCUACUGUACGCCAUGUACAAAUACCGAAAUCGUGACGAGGGCUCGUACCACGUGGACGAGAGUCGCAACUACAUCAGCAAUUCAGCCACGCAGCCCAACGGGGCGGCGGUGAAAGAAAAGCCCAUCGGCGCACCCAAAAAUAAAAAAGAUAAGAAAAACAAGGACAAAGAGUACUACGUCUGAUCUUACAGACAUCCCUCCCCCUUAUAAUCCCGCCCAGAGAUCCAGUGCUCCGAACUCACACGCAAAAGGGGAGGGGAGGUCAACCUGUGUAUAGUAAUCGAGAAAAAAAGAUUGACAAAGACACAAACUGUCUUAGUUGCAUCUAAGACAGGAUAUACUGUUACUAACAAUGAGAAAACAUACUUUAUAACCAAGCACACAAAAACUUUACCAAGUUGAGAAGUGUGUACGAAAUGGGCAGCGAAUGGACUGCGGAGGAACCCAAAACUUUGAGAGGCUCAGCCCUGGAUAAGGGAGGGUGUCAGCGUUCUAUGUUCAAGUGUAUCGCUGACAGAAACGGCCGCUGGUUAGAAUUACGUGUAUUUCAUAUUAUGUUGCCUGUAUAAAUGUGUUGCCAGAACAUUUUCCCUCUAAAGCCAGAAAAACCACGAACAUCUGCAACAAUCCAAACAAACAUUUGAUUGAUGGGACGAAAAAGCAAGGAAGGACUUAAUAAGAUGCUACCUAUGAUUGUUAAAUCAGCCAAAGUAUUUGACUCCCUUUUCCGAUGGCAGUAUUGCAAGUUUGGAUGAGACGGGGAUGUUGGGAACGGAUUUUCGUUUGCCGGACAAAGCCCUUGCUGUCAAAGAGAGUUGCGGAGGCCUUAAAUAUCAAUCCGAGUGUAAAGGUUAUUGGAUUUUCUUCUGUUUGUAUGUUUGUCGAAACGCUGACAGAUUGCGCUGGUGAAGACGAGGAACACCGGGGCCAUUUGGGAUAGAUUGAGAAAAACUCCAUGCACGUAAAGUAUCUUAUUACAUGUUUAUAUACGGUGCAAAGACUAUCUGUGUGCUCUCUGGACUGUGGCUGAAGUGGUGUUUUAUAGCCUGUUAUAUAGAUGAUGCCAACUACAGUAUACCUGCUCUUCAAACUUUUUUUUUUUAGAAAAAACGAAGGCGAAAAGAACGAAAAACAGAAACUUAAAUGUCAAUGUGUUGCAAUAGCGAUAGAACCGUUUCUGCCAUUAGCUACAAUGAUUUAUUUUCACUUCUUUAUGCGCAUCUUCAAAAUAUGUUAUUUUUGACAUACUCCUUCCUUCCUUUAUUUUUUUUGUGUUUACUGUUGUGUCAACAGGAAAAGUCAACAGUUUAGGUUUUGGAAAGCAAGCAGAUAUGUGGAACUACGAUUUUGGACUGUUUAAGCAAUAUUCUCUUGCUUGUCUUAGUGACCAAACAAAUUAUGCAUGGUAUUUAGAACUCAGAUCUGCCGGGAGACGACAGCAUAAUCUCAAAUAACACUAAGGAACUCAGUCCCCCAAUAUUUGAGCAUUGGAUUAUAGCACAAAGAUGAAAAACCACCCGUCAAAAGUGUUUGCAAACAUUUUUAUCUUGUACUGUGUGGAAUGUACAAGAGGUAUAAAAAUAUAUGACCUUCCGAAAAAAAGUUAGCUUUUUGGUUUUUUUGUGUGUUUUUUUUAUUUGUGUACAAUUUUUCUAUAAUACCUUCUUUUGUUUUUAUUGUGACAAUUCUUUGAUGACCUCAAAGUGAAGAUUUAUUAUGAAAAAAUAGUUUUGAAAAAUCAAAUGAAUAAAUAAAAUAUUAAGACCUA
Molecule: messenger RNA, 5362 nt
Organism: Triplophysa dalaica
Lineage: Eukaryota; Metazoa; Chordata; Actinopteri; Cypriniformes; Nemacheilidae
Gene: nrxn1a
Product: neurexin 1a
Exons: 19
Coding region: 211-3777 (1188 amino acids)
Source: RefSeq, a predicted model, not a curated record